Penicillium pulvis is the source of this 1422-nucleotide messenger RNA. Its product is annotated as MFS general substrate transporter. Gene Ontology annotation, molecular function: carboxylic acid transmembrane transporter activity. Gene Ontology annotation, cellular component: plasma membrane. The coding region runs from base 1 to 1422 and encodes 473 amino acids. The transcript is spliced from 5 exons. NCBI's taxonomy places the organism in Eukaryota, Fungi, Ascomycota, Eurotiomycetes, Eurotiales, Aspergillaceae. Gene Ontology annotation, biological process: transmembrane transport; carboxylic acid transport. The record is from RefSeq and is a predicted model, not a curated record.
AUGGCAGCUUUGGACAAAAUAACUGCUAUACCAGCAGAAAUUGCUUCCACUCUGCGCAUGAAGCCAAUUCAGGCUUUAGUAUGGAUGACAGGCUGGGCCUGUUGGACGCUGGGGUCUUUACAAUACUAUGCAUUGCCAUUUGUUCUCAGCAAUGUCGCCACAUAUCUGGACACCCCUCAGACAGACAUCUCGUCGGCAAAUACAGUGACCAUGAUCUCAAGAUUUCUCGGCGCGAUCAUUUUUGGUAUCUUGUCAGAUCAGUAUGGACGCAAAAUUCCUUUAACGAUCGAUAUAAUCCUCAUGUGUGGCUUUACAAUCGCUACGGGAUUUGCCAAUACCUUCGCUCAGCUUAUUGCUUGCCGAUUAUUAUUUGGAAUAGCAUAUGGAGGAACCUAUGGACUCGUCAUGUCCACCGUCUUGGAGGCCGUCCCCGAACGGGCGAGGGGGGUUGUUGCUGGAUUCACACAGCAAGGGUUCUCUGCGGGUUAUUUGUUCGCAUCUGGCUUACAUCUUGCAAUGGACCCAUAUGGCUGGCGGUCUCUAUUUUGGCUUUGUGGUGGCCUCGCAGCACCUAUCCUGGUCCUCCAUCUUCUAGCACCAACUCACUCCGUUGUGACCGCAACGAUCCAGGAGAUUGAUGGCGACCAAUUUGUCAACGAACGUGCUGCCGUUGGCGGUAACUUGCCCUUUCUUAAGAAGUUGAGAUAUGUCCUUCGCUAUCACUGGAAGCCUUUUGUGUACGCUUGCUGUUUGACGUCCUGUCUGGCAACAUUGGGGCACGGAACUAUGGAUCUUUAUCCAACUUUCCUGGUCACUCAACGAGGUCUCAACAUUCACCAGGAGACUUGGGUGACAUGCAUUCUACAGAUUGGUGGCAUCUUGGGUGGAGUCACAGGAGGCUUUCUUUCACAUCGGAUUAGCGCGAAAUGGGUUGCAGCUGGAGCAGGUCUCCUAAUUGCACCCUUCCUGCCUUUGUGGACUCUUCCCAAGUCUUGGAAUCUCCUGGCUGUCGGAGCAUUCUUUCUCCAAUUCUUUUAUGGAGCCGCCAUCGGGAAUUUGGGUAAUCUGCUCCAGCAGCUCUGCCCGCAUCCAGGGAUCCGGGCCGCGUUCACUGGGGUUGCAUAUAACCUCGGAAACGCUGUUUCGUCGGUCGCUCCUACAAUCGAGACAGCACUGGGUGAGCGAUUCCCUUUGAGUGACGGCACGCCUGAUUACGCUCGUACACAAAUGAUUGUGGUUGGAGUAGUAAUUUUUCUCCUAGUGACCGUGCUAUCCUUGAUGCCCUUGAAGAGCCUAAACAAGAGCUGGGACCAGGAGGAUCCGAAUAGGGAUAUUCCCAGUCAAGCUGUGAUGAAUGAGGACAUGAUUUUCGAAUCUACUCGAAAGUCUGAUGAGAAGCCAACCUCCGAGAUGGUUGCUUAG